UGCCAUGGGCCACAGAAAACACACUUGGCAGACAGAGUCACAAAGCAGGAUGGAGGGACCCAGGAGACAAAACGUGAGAGGAAUCCAUGCCAGGUUCCUCAGACAAAACCCUCGCUUCAUAAAUGCACCAAUAUGCAACAUUAACUAUUCUCUCGAUUGCGAUGCAAGUGCACCAGAAUGCAUGCAAUGGCCACAUGUAGAAAAAAGCAAAGAUACAGAAAGAAAGGAUAGCAAAGACACAAGUAUCUCAGCACCAGCGAUUAAACCAAAAUUCCAUAAAGCACCAAAGACAAUAGUACAGGAACUACUGUCAGACCCAAAAGAAGGGACUAGCAACAGGAAGAAUCUCAAAGAGCAUAUCUCUUUCAAGCAUCAAUACAACUGUCGCAAGGACCCCAACGAGCCUGUUAGAGGAAAGCUUCACGGGAGCUUCAUAUGCGAACAAUAGCCUAUACAUCAUCUCAUUCAAACUACUAAUAAAAUAAAUGAAUAAAUAAAUAAAUAAUAAAUAACUUGUUUGUUUGUUUACUAUAACUACUACAGUCUACUAUAGACGUUGACUCACA
Molecule: messenger RNA, 566 nt
Organism: Amphimedon queenslandica
Lineage: Eukaryota; Metazoa; Porifera; Demospongiae; Haplosclerida; Niphatidae
Exons: 4
Coding region: 5-448 (147 amino acids)
Source: RefSeq, a predicted model, not a curated record